CGGAAAUUUUUUACCACAGUGGAGUGUGCAGUGAUUUACGGUGACGAAUAUGCAGCAAGUGGGCCCAAUAAUAACACACUUUUUGACUCUUUAUCUGCGUGGUUACCUUCACUCUUCAAAAACAUAUUUAUUAGGGAAAAAAUAACAAUAGUAUGAUUAUCGAGUUCCCACCCCCUUCCGAUUUGACUUUGUUUUAUUAACACAAGAGAAACAAUUUUGAUACAUUCAUGUGAACCGUCCAUCAGCUCAUGAAUCGCGUCUUUCUAUUUGCUUAGUUUUAUAACAUUGAUUCACUGCAUCUACAAGUGUGCAGGAAUAUCACAAACAAGUUACUUACUCGCUCAAUCAAGCUAAGUAUCUAGUCGGGUUGUUUUGUAAUAAUAAGAAAGGUUAGUUGAAGUAAGGCGAAUUCUAAAAUAAUCCUUGUCAUGUUUUUCCUAACAAAAAAAAAAACAUCACUUCUCUUUUCUUUUCUCCUUCUAGCAUAUUAGGAAACACUUUUCCCUUUAUAAUAUUCUUUUUUUUAUGACCUUCAACGACACACUACUCCCACUCUUGAACGGCGUAAAAUUUUUUUCAUCGUGUAGCCUUCAGCCAUCACCUUCCACCUUGACGACUUGAAUAGUCUUCCUAGAAAGUUCAACGGCACUCACCCAUUCAAUGGUAUGAAUCUUAUUAAAGUGUUUUUCAACUAAAACAACAUUUUUUUCUGUUUUACUUUGAUGAACUUUCUAUUCAAUGCUAAUUUUUUUUUUGGUGAAUAAACCAAUUGUUUCGCACAAAAAACGUCAUUGCUACUUUUACCUUAAAGCAUUCGUUAGAAAAAAAGGCUGAGUGUCCACAGAUCUAGCUUUGACUUGAAAUAGAAAUAUCUUCACGAUUGGGUUUAACCCUAUCUCUGCUUUUUUAGUUUUAGAGGGUUCCAACACUACAUUUUCUUUCUUCUAGCAGCACCUUCUCAGAAGAAAAAAAAAACUUUGGAUGUUACGAAGAUCAAUCGAAAAGACACAGUUUUCAUAUAAAAUUUCAGAGGAUCACAAUUUUCUUGAUAACCAAUUUUCAACUUAAAGUACCAAGUGAAUCACAACACGCGUGUGUUGUUCCAGGGCCACAUGAACCUCCCAAGUCACCCCUAUAGUACAAUCGCUCGAUCAAAACACUACCUAAUUUAUUGAGAGGGAUGGCCCCAGGUCUUAUCAAGUGGUAACUCAGUUGAGUACAAUUCGUCCACAAACAAGAAAAUUCUAUCCUAUAUAAGGGCGAAUCACUUGUAUUUCAUACAGAAUUCAUGAAAAACAUUAGUUUAAUUCAAAGAGCCCUUCUGCGUUAGCGUAGACAACUGAGAAAAAUACCGACCCAUCUUUAGAUUGACACUCUCCCAAUCACCAACUUUUUGCUUUAACUGCGUCGUACUACAAGCAACUUCUUAGGCAUAUCUAACAACAACUACACUUUGUCAAUACAAAUUCAAAAAAGAUACCGUAAAACGAAAAUUGUCGUCUUACGUUUUUUUUAAUGCACAAGCACACAAGACUCAUUAAGCUACUUUCAAAUUGGAUGUAUUGUUUAUGUGGAUCCCUUGUUUUCCUUUUAAUUGUCUGAUGCGUUAGGGGCUUGAGAGCACACUAGUCACAUUUUCACAAGCUCUUGUAAAGGUAUUGCUACCAUAUUGUGUUUCAAGCAACAAAUGCUGGUUUGGUUAAAAGACUGUAGAAUAUUCAAAGGCUCUAAUCAAUAGCGCUACUUUUUGUUUUCACGAAAAAAUUAGCUCCUCGGAAGCUUGUAGAAAAACUUACAAGUAAAACAUUCAUAAAAGACUUUAAAAACAAAGUGAACUCUUUUUAAUAACUUUUUACAAUUCGUUGGGUUAAAAUGUCUUUAAAGUACUGAGAAGACAUAAAGAGAACAGGAUUCAUGAAUUGUCAUUCAAGAAGAUUUUUUUUUUUUCCCUUCAACAAUAUAUUAAAAAUGAAGUUUUCAUUUUCAGGAGAGUAUAAAAUUUAGGAUAGAUGGUGUUGACUUUUUUUUUUGUAUAGUACACAAACCCUCCAAAAUAGGACGAAUACAACAACUGUCCCGCUUGUGCAUUGAACUACUAGGACCAAUUGUUACUAUGACUUUUUCUGUCUUUAAAAUGUUGGAAUUUUUGUGUGAAUUGGUCAAGGUCGGGUGUUCUGGACAAUGCAUUAAAACAUUGUUUUAAGGACUAUUAGAAAAAAAUAUUUUUUUUUUCUUAACCAUCGGUUUUUUACCCGAAAUACCCGCUUUUAAGUUUCGAAUAAUAAUGAAUGUUUUUUUGAGGUUUUUGUAAAUGCGUUCUUUUCAUAAAGUAAUACCAUUUGAGGGCACAUGUUGUAUUCGUUUUUGACUUUCCUUAAGGGUGUUAAUUAAGUGAAAUUUUUUUUAAAAGUUACACAAAGUCAUAAUUCCCAUUGUUGACUCAAAUUGUGCUCGUAACGUCAUCACAAAAUACCUUGGGAGCUAUUUAGUUAAGAUUCGUAGUGACAGUGGUGUUUUUUGUUUUAGGUGAUUUUAGGUUUUUUUUUUUUUAUUACUUUUUAAAAACAACCAGUUAAGCUUUUGGUUUUUUUUUCCCCGUCAAUUGCAAACGGAUUUUAAAUGCACCUAAAGCAGACGAUACAAUUCAGUUGAAAUGACCAGUCAAGAACAGGCGACAGCCGCUGCAGCCGCUAUGGCGACUAUGGCGGUGGGAGGUAUUGCACCAACAGAUCCACGUCUCCAACCUUUUAUGCGAAUUGCGAAACAAGAAUGGAUUGAUUUACGCGUUCGCGUCCUUGUCUCUAAUGGCAUGUCCGAAACAGUGGCUCGACAAGAAGUUCAAAGAUCGACCCCUGUCGAUCAACGUUAUUUUUUCGGUCCAGCUCUUAUGAAAUAUAUUGCUAGUUUAUCAAGUUAUCAAUCCAAUUUAAGUGUGUCAAUUCCUAAAUACUCUUCAGCAAAUGUUGAUCCUUUGCAGCAACACUACCCACUACAUACUCCUACACCUUUCACCAAUGCAUCUUCAUUUGGUUCUUUAGUCACCUUACAAAAUUCGAAUAACGCUAAUUCACAAAAUGUCACUGGUAAUGUGGCUACAACGUCUCUGAAUUAUACACUCGCCGAGUCCACGGAAACACCAUCCAAUGUUCUUAAUUUAUCCUCACUGCAACGUUUGCUCACAAAAACACCCAAACCACAUACGGACGUAACACCAACAAAACCCAAAAUAAAUAAUGUUUUAGCGCCUCCGAGCACAUGUACAGCUAACACAAAAGGAACAAGAUUUGAUAUACCUUUGGAUACGUUUCAAACACCACCAGUGACAUUUAUGCAACCUAACAAUACCACUACAGCGGGAUUAACAAAUCCUCUCCAUACUUCAACAAUUUUGCAACAAUUAGAUAAAGCACUUCAACAGUGGACGUAUUGUGUUUAUUCUGUACAUCAUACUCCACCCGUCACAAUCAAUGGAAAAGCUUGGCGAUCCUCUCUGUUUCAAUUUGUUAACUUUUAUGUAGCUUAUGCAAGACAAAUGGUUGUUCAGCAACAACAAGCUGAGUGUUCCAUGGUGACAGACGCGGCUUUAAUUUUUCCUACUUGGUUGACAUCCUGCCGUUUACCUACAGUAGAACAAGUCUUAGAACCGCAAAAGUUUUUAGCUGCCGUGACCGCAACGUCUCUGGACACUUCGCACAGAUUAAAGCCGCCACCACCACCAUCACGUUUAAAUGAUUUCGUGCCACCUCCACCGUGCCCUUUAAUGCAAAAAAGUGAAUAUGCGAAUUCCGAAGAUCGCCAUUUAAAACAAGGACCUGAAUUAUCUCCAGUUUCAUCUUCAAGGGGUUCGAACGAUAUCAUGUCACCUAAACACCAAUGGGGUCCCAAAGGGACUUGUAAACGGAAAAAAAAAGAUAAAAAACAUGGCCGCUCGAUUUGUACAGUGUCUCGAGGUUCAUCAUCUAUGAAAGAGUCAAAUGAUUCUUCUUUAGAUGAAUCACCUAAAUGUCUUACAGUUGCUGUUAAUAAUGAUGUGAGAAGAAAACAACCCCAGGUUUUAAAUUCACAGUGUUCAAGUCAGUAUAUGAAAGAUUUUCCUGAUAUUCUAAAUGAGGAGACUUUGUCUCUUCAUGCAACAGUUGGGAAGGAAAAAAAGCACAAAAAAGGGUUUCAUGGGAAAAAAAAAUUUUUAACUGUUGAACCCACGUUACUUCAAGGGAAAGAAGCCUUAUUAUUUCACGCUGAGGAACAUCGAAAAAGAGAAGAUCGGUCUCGGCGUUUUUUUGCUACUGGUUUCAACGGAAAGGAUGCAUUGGAUAGUACUCAAUCUUGUCAGGAGAAUGUCGGAAUGGUUUCGGUGGAAGGAUUACGCAUGAUGACUUGGCAAGAAAAACUACAAAUGCUAACGAGUGUUGAAAAUGUUGUAGGAAAAAGUCAAUUAUUAGAAAAAGAAUAUUUACGUCUUUGUGGGCCACCCGACCCCGCACUUGUACGCCCUGAACAUAUUUUAAAACAAUCUUUUUCGUACUGUCUUGAGAAAUGGGAAAAUGGACAAAAUUAUCGAUUUAUCGAAGAACAAUUUCGCUCAAUUCGUCAAGAUCUUAUGGUGCAAGGCAUCAAAAAUUCUUUUACUGUUCUUGUGUAUGAAACCAAUGCAAAAAUAGCAUUAAAAAAUUUAGAUUUAGGCCAAUUCAACCAAUGUCAAACACAAUUGCAUGAAUUAUAUAAACAGUUAUCGUUUGAUAUGAAGGCUAAGGAAGAAUUUCUUUGUUAUCGUUUACUUUAUUUGACAUUAACAAAUAUGAAUCAUGAUCUUUUAAAAUUGCUUGGUGAAAUCACAGUAGAAGAAAAAAACCUACCUGGAAUAUUAUAUGCCGAUUGCUGCCGCCGUGCUCUUGUGGAAGGAAAUUGUCAUCGAUUUUUUCGCUUAUUUAAAAUUGGUCCUUUUUUAACUUCCACAUUAAUCUCUAUUUUCAUAAACAAAUUACGAAUGACUUAUUUAGUCAUUUUGUCUCGAGCGCAUUAUGAUAUUUCUUUAAGCUUUUUACAAAAAGAACUCAUGUUUGAUUCUUUGAAAGAAUGUCGUCAAUUUUUACAAGACAAUAAUGCAGUGUGGAGAAAUGAAGAACAAACGUCUUUAGAUGCUCGAAAAUCUGUAUCUCACUUUGAGAUAUCACCUUUGCUUCAAACGCGAAAAGUAAACGCUUUAGGUUAAAAAAAAAGUAUUUAUUUUUUUUUAAUUUGUUACUAUCCACUAUUACAAAAUUAAAUUUCAAAAGAAAAAAACAUUUUUUAAAGCUUUUAAUAUAUUGAAAACCUAUUGAUGUAGUUACAAAAAAGAAACUCAUAUUAUGCUACUUAA
Messenger RNA from Hylaeus volcanicus, 5359 nucleotides. RefSeq lists its product as uncharacterized. The coding region runs from base 2654 to 5212 and encodes 852 amino acids. The transcript is spliced from 15 exons. Lineage: Eukaryota; Metazoa; Arthropoda; Insecta; Hymenoptera; Colletidae. The record is from RefSeq and is a predicted model, not a curated record. Gene Ontology annotation, cellular component: nucleus.